Epinephelus fuscoguttatus (brown-marbled grouper) is the source of this 7639-nucleotide messenger RNA. It is a transcript of the gene pof1b, whose product is annotated as POF1B actin binding protein. The transcript is spliced from 13 exons. The coding region runs from base 290 to 1930 and encodes 546 amino acids. Gene Ontology annotation, molecular function: actin filament binding. The record is from RefSeq and is a predicted model, not a curated record. Lineage: Eukaryota; Metazoa; Chordata; Actinopteri; Perciformes; Serranidae. Gene Ontology annotation, cellular component: bicellular tight junction; adherens junction; actin filament. Gene Ontology annotation, biological process: actin filament organization; epithelial cell morphogenesis; bicellular tight junction assembly.
CCUCCCACCUCCUGAGGAGUACUCGCAUGCAGAGCGACCUCCCUCUGUAGUUGGGUCUUCCUCUCCAUUGAAGAACUCCUCCAACCGGACUUUCCUCUCCAGUUUGCCCAGCAGAGAAGGAAGUUACACCGGGGGAACUCAGCUCUCCGUCGCGCCACCGCUGAAGGAAAAACUACCUGCGUGGUUUCGUCCCGCAGCGACUUCCUCGCUUUGAGAACUCCCAACUUUCUGCGGUUGUUGUUUUCCUCUCUCUCCGGGUUUUGUGGGGGGUCUGAGCUGAUCGACCAAGAUGUCCGUCUCGAGCCAGAAGAAGACGACGACGACGACCUACCGGACCGUGAACGUGGCCUCUCCGGAGCCGGUGACCAGCACGGUGAUCUCGGCCGCACCGGUCUCCCCGUUGCCGUACGCGAUGAACGGCUCCUACGAGACGGUGCGUUACCUGGUCCCAAUGCAACAGACCAUCCAGCAGCCGUCCUACAUCCUCAUGCAGCAGCCCAUGGUGCAGCAGAUGGUGUCCCCGGUGUACCUGCACAGCAUGCCACACCUGAGCGUCAGCAGCCAGGAGUCCACCGAUCUCAUGUACCAGCAGCAGAGCACGGUAGAAAGCAUCAGCGGGAAGUCUUCAUCAGUGUUCAGCCAGUCGUCCAGUCCCAUCAAGAGCCCUGAGCCGAGUGCCGAGGAGGAGGAGGAAGAAGAGGUGGAGGAGGAGGAGGAGGAGGAGGAGGAAGAUGUAGAAGAAGAGGAAGAUGGGGAGACAGUGGAGGUGGAAGAGGUGGAGGUUGUGAACGUCAUACAGCAGAGGGCAGCGCCGCCGCCGGCAAUAGGGAAAAUCUCCAGGAUGGAGGUGAGAACCGAGGAGAGGGAAGCGCCCCAGCCAGCCAAGAUGGACACGCGUUACUUCGGCGAGCUGCUGGCUGACGUCUACAGGAAGAACUGCGACAUCCACUCCUGCAUCUCUGAGCACGUGUCCAAGAUCCGUGGAAAGAAACACCAGCUGGACCCCAGCAAUGACUACAAGGUGGAGAGAGAGGAGGUGGAGGCUUUGCUUCCCAAAGGAGCCACUGAACUGACCAAACAGCAAAUCCGCUACCUGCUGCAGACUCGUCUCACUGCAGAUAAGAGCAUGCGUCUGCUGCUGUCCACCUUCAGCAGUCUGAGAGAGGAGCUCCUCCACAUGUCCGAGGACCUGCGGCGUCUGGAGAGCGAGAAGGAGGGUUUGGAGAGAGAUCUGAGCUUCAAAGCAGACCAGGCUAAGCAGUAUGACUGCCUCCUGGAGGCCAUGCGAGAAAACAACAGACAGCUCCAGGUCUCCCUGAAGGAAACCACGGCCACCCAGCGCGCCCUGGAGAGCCAGCUCCUGAGCAGCAAAAACAACGACUCGAGCCGCGACUUCAAGAUCAAAGAGAUGGAGGGGAGGAUGAGGGCGCUGGAGAAGGAGAACGAAAUGCUCCGACAGAAGCUGGCAGGCCAAAGCAGCAGCACCACCCUGCACAUCAAGACAGAGGAGUUGUCCCGUCAGUACAAAGACCAGCUGAGCUCCAUGAAACAAGAGAAGGACGCAGAGAUCCAGAGGCUCAAGAACCAGAUAACGAAGAUCACAACGACGACCACCACCACCAGCGAGAAGUCAUCCUCAGAAAAGAGUCUCCAGCUGAAGAUCUCAGAGCUGCUCGCCAUGUUGGAGCAGCGGCAGACCACCAUCACCCGACAGGAGGAGGAGAUCAGGAAGCUGAUGCAGGAGAGGAACGACAGCUCCAAGAGCCAAGUCACCAAGACCAUCAUCACCAAGAGGUACAGGAACCAGUACCCGAUCCUCGGUCUGCUGAGCGACGACUACCAGGUCACCUCGCCCGUCAAAGAAGCCAAGACCAUCGUCAUUGAGAGAACUGGAGAGAUGAUCAAACAGGAAAUCAUUACAACUCCUUAAAGACACACUGCUUCUCUCCGACAGGAAUGAUUGAACGACAAGAAGACCCAGACGUCUCUGCCCUCCCACCCCGCAUGCUCUUCCCCCUCUUCUCCUCCCCCUCCCCUCCUCCCCCUCCCCUCCUCCCCUCCUCCUCCUCAGGGCUCCCAGGGUUGGUGGUGGUUGAAAUCCCUCUCCCCCCAUUGAUUUGGGACGAUUGGUUCAAAUCUUAGGUUUGAGCGAAUUGGGCUGGUGACUGUGUAAUUUGGGCUUUUCAUGACAAAAUAAUCAAAGACCAAACCUUUUCAGAGUGUGCUACAGUCGAAUGGUUGUGCAAUGGAUUACGGUGGAAGGAAAGCAAUCAUGACAACUGGAAACUGGGCGAGAUUUGAUCCUACCAGAGUACGCUUUUAUUAAAAAAUCUGAGCUGAGAUGAUUUACUGUGUGGCACAAACACACACUUCCUCUCCUUUCUUACCUUCACAACUGGAUUCUGCUUUAUUAAGUGAAGAUUUAAGCUUGACAACAUCCCAACAAAUGACAGAAGUCAAAAACUCUUGUUGAUUGGCUGCUUCAAUGUCAUGUGAGAAACGCUAAAAUAGUGUAUGAAGUGUUUUUAAAUAAAAGUCUAUCCUACUCUAACAUGCUCACUUCUAAAUUUAGCAGUGACUCUUGAUCUGACUCUGUACAUUGACGCUGAAACACUGCACACGAUAUUUUGAUUAAGUGUGCGUACGAUUUUACCAGGUGAAUAAAUUAUCACACUGCAGUAGGGACGGGAAAUCACGAUACACUGCCUGCAAUCGAAUCACUAGUUGUGAUUCUGUAAUAUAGUGCAAGACAGUCUUCUGUGAUACAUUACAAACUAUGUAACUGAGAAGAACCGGCAAAUUAUAUGUGAAAAAUCUAGGAUUUUGUCUGCAUUUGCUGCCUGUAUGAUGAGAAAACAGAGCUGUCAAGACAACUGUGACAAUGAUAUGAGGCACAAACCAGCAAAAUGCCCAACAGUUCGGAGUUAAAGAAGCUGCAGCUCUGUCUCAGUAUCACAGGAAACUGUAUUGUGAUAUAUUACUGUAUCAGUUAUUUGUCCCACCCCUACUUGUCAGCUUAUAAACCACAGUAAGGCUGCAUUCAGAACCAUGUGGAUGUUGUCUUCUGUCACAUCAAAGGGGGACAUCCCCAAAUUUCUUGGAUGAAAGAUAGCUGCUAAACAAAGUGAAACUGAAGGAGUGUCCCAAAUCCAUACUACAUACUAAGACUCAGCAAGUUUUGAUGAUGUAUCCAUGUUCCGCACAUACUAGUAAAGUCACAACAUGUAGUAUACUCAAACCAGCAAGUAUUCAAACUCAUCUCCAACGAGCCAGGAGCUGCUCACGAGUGGAAAUAAUUAAAGGAAAUGUGGGUGAUGGUGAGACAGCUCCAAAAAGAUCUUGAAAACACAAAAGGUAUCGUUAAAAAACAAAACAAUUUGCUUUCUCUUUGUGAAGUUUUACCGCAUUGAGUAUUUUCAUGCUAACAAUAUGUGAGCAUGUUGGUUUUUUGUAUGCUAAAAGCUAAAACAGCAUGCUCUGACAAUUCAUAUGUACAGUAGUACAUACUGUAGAGAAUUAUGAUAUUGUAUGGAUUUGGGACCCAUCAUGAGUUUCAGUUUAUGUGAAGCAAGCAUCAAACAAUUCACUACAAGGUGAUGUUGCGCUAUGGCAAGAAAUCCUGCCCACACAGAGCCGGGUGUCAAUACUAGUCCCAAUUCAAUGCCUGAGUUUGCUACUUGCACUCCUAUAGUUCUCUAAAUGCUCUGAAGUCAAAUGUUAGACACUGUCUACUUACUGGCAACUGCACAAGGACUUAAUUGGCAAAAUGUCAUUCAAAUCUAUCAAAUCUGAUCAUAGAAAGUUGAUAAGAUUGCAGAUUUCAGCAAGCGUUCAAAACCAACAUAGUUGUCAACACACGUGCUGCAGACCAACCCAAUCACCAGGAAAAAUGUUGGCAUUGUAAGUUUGUGCAAACACCAGAUACACAACAUUUAUACAUUAUUAUGUAGCUGAUACAUUCAAAUGUUACGUUGCUUUAUGUUUUAGCAACCUCGUGGUCAAUGAGUGAUUAAGUUUAGGCACAAAACCAGCUGGUUAUGUCAGGAAGGAAUUGUGUUUGGCUUGAAAUACCCGCUUGUGGUGACACAAUCCUGGCUGGAAAUGAAGUGAUGUCUCAGUAAAAAACACUUACUGGGGCACAAUCCAGCUAAAACACAAUCGUUUCUUUUGGUUUGUUCGUCUUGAACGGUGGCCUGCCAUUUCAGCUCAUAUACUACGUCACAAUGUCAACAGUUUCUUCUGGCGACUGGGGUGCACAGACGUGUCAGUCAAUACCAAUUAAGUACAAAGAGCUUGCGAAUUAUCUAAUCGUUUACAAUGCCACACUGUGGAAAAGUUGUGAUCACAAGACAUGAAGGAAUAAAGCAUUAUAUUUCAGCUGAUCUCUGAGGGCUCUUGUCUUUCCAUCCAAAUUGUCCUAACUACAAGGCUCACCGAAGGGAAGACAACGUACUGAUGUGGAACCACACGCCUACGCCCAAGUUACCAAAAGAGCUCCGUCUCAGCUUCCAGUUGUCACUAAUGCACGUUUAGACAAGACUGGCACCAUCUUGCAUGUAGCAUGAGAUCCUCCUUAAAGCCACCACAACCGUGCUAGCCCAGGGUACAAGAUAGAGGAUGUGUUACUAUGAUUCCUACUCUGCAUGUAAAUAUUUAUAUAGACCAAUAUAUGUAUUGUAAGAUGGGCACGCUCAGUGAAUGUUUCCCCCCUGUGUGACUGUAGAGCAGCCCUCCUGCAAUACGGCUUUGAAGAGCAUUUAAAAAAAAUGUUCUGAUUGGGUAGUUUGCUUUCCUUUGUGCUAAAUGGUAUUUUUUUUUAUCUGUCCACUGUGUAAUUGUUUAUUCUGAUGUCUUGUUAGACUUGGAGGUGCAUGGGUACGUGCUGUUCACACAUGUAGCUAUUGAUAUGUCUGUGUAUGACAGUGGGAUCUGUGUCGGAGCUGUGCGAUGUGAUGUCUCACAUCCAUGAGAGGGAAGGACUCCCAUGGGUGUGAUGCAUCACAGUGGGUGGGUGGGUGGAACUGGAGCAUGAUGUUAUGAUGGUGGAAGAAAGUUUUAAAGCACAAUAUUAUGUUAUUGAGUUUUCCUGGUUGACUCUGUUCUGGCUUUUUACAUGAGGAAGCAUGUUGACGGCUUUGUGUCCAUUGGGUGCUCGUCUGUAAGGUGCUGCCGCCUGUUUCACUUGUUGUUCUGGGUAGACAGUUUACAGCAACCAUUACACUGAAACUAACUGACGUCAUCUCGUCAAACUUUCAUCCACACUGUACAUGUAUAAUACUCAAACAAGCAUUUCUAUUCCUCACUUAUUUAUCUCUUGAAACAGCUCCACAUAACUCCACAGAUUUCAAUAUGUGCUUUAACAUGCAACCUUCCUCUUUUUGAUGACAGCGAGUUAAUGUUUGUUUCUUCUUAAUCACCUAGAGAUGACUUAUUAAUACCACAACAGCUCAAACUACACAAAUCUGCCAUUUUCUACAUUGUAAACUGUACCUGCAGUUUUACUAUGGGCGUAUAAAGCAUGAGAAUGGGACAGAUAAAUGCAGAAAUAAAUGAAUGAUUCAAAUAACCUGUUUCCUCCUUUAAAGUAAUACAUCACCUACAAAAUGACCAUUAGCGAAUUAGUGAGUCAUGCUGUGUUAUCUUGAAUUCUUGAAGAUAACUGUUUUUCUUGAAUGCCUCCACUGAAAACGGUGAACAUAUUGCUUUAUCGAUUGACCUGGGACCAUGUUUAAAGCUCAGUGCUUCACAAACACAUGUAUCUGGCUAAAAAACCUUAGUAUUUAAGGCUGGCUUUAAAGGGGCACAAAAAGUUUCGCUUUCAGUUCAGUUUUAAAUACUAAGGUUUCAGCAAAAAUGCAUGUUUGGGAGGUAAUGAGCAUAUUUUAAGUAUAAAUGAGACUGUGAUUAUACUGCAAGAGGUAUGUGAGAGUCUGUAAACAGAUGUUUUGAUAUAGUUUUGCAUCUUUGUACAUCUUAGGUCACUUGCAAAAUUAAACCUUUCCUUAAACCUGCCCUUUAGAUAUUUAGAGAUUUUAUUUUUGUCUCAUGUAGACUAUUGCAAUUCCCUCCGCAGCAUUAAGACUCCUCACUGGUACCAGGAAGAGAGACCAUAUAACCCUGGUACUGGCUUCUCUUCACAAUGAAGUACAGAAUUGAUUUCAAAUUUCUUUUAGUUGUUUGUAAAACGCUGCGUGGACACACACCUACUUACGUCUCUGAACUACUCAUUCCCUACUCCUCCUCUCAGCCCCUCAGAUGUGGAGACCAAUCACUGCUCUGAAGGCAUUUUCAGUUGUUGUUCCCCCCUCCAUUGAUAUAUUUAAAACCUGUUUUAAGACCCAUCUCUUUUCUUUUCUUUAGCCUUUUAAUUAUCAUCAGGGAUGACAUCCCUGACCACACUGCUUAACACCUGUGUUUCAUUUUGUUGUUUGUGCAUCCUAUUUUGUGUUUGAUUUUGUAUGCUCUUAUUAGUUUUACUUACAUUCUCCUAUUUAUGACAGGUUUUGUUACCAUUCCUGUGUUUUGUUCGUUUUUAAUUUCUUUGUGAAUCACUUUGGUCAACAUUUGUCGUUUUUUGCUCUAUGAAGUAAUCUGACUUGACUUGUUUAAUGAAUUCAAGGUAACAUGGCAUGACAAGGUGAUUUACAAAUGGUCAUUUUGUGGGUGAAGUAUUCCUUUAAGAAAGCCUACUGAGAACUUUUUGUAUAUGUUGAACAGACUAAUAGUUUUGGCAGUAUUUCUGGUAUUAGUCAGCCUGGUGAAGACAGGGGAUCAGUUUGGUGAUAAUACAAAUUGUGCUGUUUCUGUUCUGCUACCUCCACCCUGAGGUUUUUCAUCCGUCCACGUCCUGGAUUUGUACUACAGUCUCUUGCAUGAUUUUACAACUGGUUCGGGGGUCAGGGUGAGUUUUAAGUCAUUUAAUUUUUCAUGGAAAUGGUUUCAGAUUGUGCAACAGACAAACAUUUACAGAUGCAUGUACUGUAAGUGGUUUAACAGGCUGCAGCACCAGCUCCUAGCUGCUGGAGAAUUUUAAAAGAUCUUAUUUAACUAAGGCACCAUGCAUACGUUUCAGCCAGACAGCACCGACAUUCCCCCGAAACAUGCGAUGAACACUACUGACAGAAAAGAGCUGCCCAGUGGACACAGAGCCAAUUUCUGUUGGAAGCCUGUAAAAAUGUAUUGACUAUCAUGGGACCUCAAGUGCCUUACUGUGUUAGCAACAGAAGCUUGUUUGCAUGCUUUUGUUGGGCCGACGUCACUGUUUGGUUGACAAAACAUCAUCAUCUGGUCAGCUGGUAAAAAUCUGGCGACUCUGAUCAUUCUCAAACAGUUUUUUUGGCAGCAUGGGACCAACAGUGGCUCUUUGGUUGCCUGAAGGCUUUCAUUUGCUAUCUGGGUAAUCUCGAAGGAAACCAAAUCCUGCCUUUUCUUUGCCAGCUGAGAAUAAAUUGUAUGCUGAACUAAAUUAACUGGUUGUAGCUAAUCUGCAAAUAGAUGUGUUUAAAUAUAUUUUGUAUAAAAACAGUUUUAUUUUCCAGUUCAAGAGGAUUUGGGCAGCUACACUGCCUCAGUUCUCUGCAGUAAGAAAUGUUUCAGCUGUGAUAGAUUGUGAUUAAAAUCAGUAAUGUAUCAAUGCAAA